CGCGGCCCCUCCCAUCAACCCAGCCAACCCGACCUGCAGAAGGCGACUCGUCGGCUAAAAAUACAAGAGAUCACACAAUAUGGCCGGUUUGCCCCGUAGGAUUAUAAAGGAGACACAGCGGUUGUUGGCAGAGCCUGUCCCAGGAAUCAAGGCCGAGCCUGAUGAGGGGAAUGCGCGUUACUUCCAUGUGGUCAUUGCUGGACCCCAAGACUCCCCAUUCGAAGGAGGCACCUUUAAACUUGAAUUAUUUCUUCCAGAAGAGUAUCCCAUGGCAGCUCCAAAAGUGCGAUUCAUGACCAAAAUCUACCACCCAAAUGUUGACAAGUUGGGAAGAAUAUGUUUAGACAUUUUGAAAGAUAAGUGGUCUCCAGCCCUGCAGAUCCGUACAGUGUUGCUAUCGAUCCAGGCGUUAUUAAGUGCUCCCAACCCAGACGACCCCCUGGCAAAUGACGUCGCAGAGCAGUGGAAAACAAAUGAAGCCCAAGCCAUUGAGACAGCGAAAUCAUGGACCAGGCUCUAUGCAGGCAAAAACAACGAAGAUGAGAGAAGAGGCGUCUGAAUGUGAUUCACAGAAUGUACUCCUAUUCUGUCAAGAUGGUCUCCCCCUGGGCACAAGAAAAACAAAAGGCAAAAACAUUACAAGUCCAAACCUAUUCAAAAAUGAGAUGACGAGAUUUACUGCAGAAGACCUCUGGGUGACUUAUUUUCCUUUCCAAAAUCCAUUAGCUACACAUUAUACUUGGUCCUAUGCCACUGUUUAAAUGCAUGGACAGAAGCUGAUACCCUCCCUACAUCAUUAUUAAAAAAGUGUGUUGGAACCCCCCCCCCCCCACAAGGUAUGCCGUAACAAGAAAAAAAUGUGCUGAUGCAAAAAAAACUUUAAACACGCUUCAUAUAAUUUUUCGACAUAUUUGUAUGUGUUUUUGUCAAGAAUAACACAUCCUGUGUCCAUAUGAUAAGACGUCCAUAUUUUAACCAGUUUUUAAAACUAAACCGCUGUCCUUUUCCCUAUUUCCAUAAUCAGCAAGGCGGAUUAUAUGGAAAUGAGGGACUUGUACCCCCCCCUUAAUUUUAAGGACUUUGCUGCAAAUAAGGCCUUAUUGCAGCUUCACACGUUGCAACAAUAUGAUUUGUAGCAUUUUCGCACCUAUUGUGUCCUGCUAGUUUAACUUGCUAACACUUAUGAUCAAUUUCAGACAGGCGAAACUGAUUCACCUAUCUGUGAUUUCCUUUAUUGGAUUAUUGAGCAUGCAUAAAGACAUAAAAUCAGUUUAUUCAGGGGAUUAUGGAAAAUAUUUCCGAUACAAAAAAUGGAGACAAAACUCUGCGAUAUUUUCAAAGCAGCGUAGUAAGUUGAUCAAAAUGCUAAUCAGGCUUCUGAAUUCAGUAAAUCUUAACUCCCAAAUAGAUCUUUUGUUGAAAACCCUCGGACACCUUUUUUUUUUAAAGCUUUGGCACGGUAUAAGUGAAGAUUUACAAGAAGCUGUAAUUUGACACUUUUGUGGAACUGAGGAUGCGAUCUGUCCUGUAUUGCGUGAAACUUAACAUUUUCAUACACAGGCCAAAGAGGCUCAAAGGCACCAAUAUGUACUGCACACGUUCACUGUUUCACCUGUUAAAUAGAUUUGUAGAAUUCACAUAUGUUGUCGAUUACCUGACUUGAGUUGCCGGCAGCAUCAACAAAUCUGUUAACCACAACCAAAAUGUGCAAGUGUUUAGUUGUCAGCCAGUAUUAAUGUUAGAGCUUUCUUGACCCCUGUGGUCCUGUGACUUUAGCUCUUAUGAUUGUCUUUACACUGGGUAUAGUUUGAUUGAGACGACAGGUUUUUGAGCUAGACUAAUCAGUCUGAGGAGAGGCUUGGGGUCAAAUAGUCAAAAUACAUUAAAGUUAGCAGUUAAAAGUUCUGAAAAUCUGCUCCUCCUUAGCCUCAGAUGCUGUGGUUGAGAUGUUUUUUUUCCCAUGCUUUUGAUAACUUGUGGUUCAGUCCUCCCCAGAUCUGCACAAGUGCCAAUAACGGUUUGCCAUUGUUGGGCUAACAGUUGUGUCUUUGCAAACCUGCUUAGACAGUGAAGGAGGAUGGCGGCGGUCGUGUUUGAGUUACAGACUUAAACUGUGCCAUUUCCAACACAGGUUAGAUUGAGACGGCGUAUCUUGUUCUGUUUUUUGUUCAAUACAGUGUUUUAAUCAUGACACAUGUUUUUUCAUUAUGCAUAUUUGCAUGCAUACACAUAUGGAUGCAUACACAUGUUGCAAAGUCAUAGAAUCCGUAUGCUGUCUCAGACUACAUGUUAGGGGUGUGUUGAAAAUGACGCCCACUUAAAGGGUGUUAUAGGCAAAGGUUUAUCUGGUUUAAAAAAAAAAUUUUUUUUGUCUGUCCAUACUAUCUGUUGCCUAUUAUUUUUUUAUUUUCUGUGUAUACUGCAUCUUAAAACAUGUACCAUUACCAAACCAAUAUCAGGGCAUUUCAAACCAUUUUCUUUUCUUUAUUUCAAAACGAUAUUGAAAAACUGCGCUCUCGAGUUUUCUUUAAGGGGAAGGUGCAGAAUUUUUAUCCGCCCCGCCAAACAAUUGCGAAAUUAAUUUAAUGCUGCAGUGUUGAAAUCGCUGUUUGCAUUAUUCAUUCAUAGGGUGCCAAAAGCAAGGAAUGAUAAUUGAUUUUCUUGACCCCAGAAGGGAAAUUGGGUUAAUGCAGUAAAAAAGAAGAGUAUAGAUAACAAUGCAAACAAUUAGAUUAUUUGUAAUAGUAAUUGAAAAAGGGGUCUUAUUUAUGCCUACACAGUUCUUAGUGUGUAAAACCAGUUCUGUGCAGAAGUCAGUCAUAUAUAGUGCAAGGCCGUAAGUCAAAAACCCAAUGCAGGUGAGACCAUUUUCAAAGUGUAAAGUGACUUGUAGGACAGACUUGUGAAAAUCUCGAACCUUUCCUUUUAUGAGCCCUUAUAUAUACAGUAAGGGGUCGGGGUGGGCUUCUUUACGAAAACAUGCCAUUGUCACCUGAGGAGGCAUAAAAGACUCAUCAAUAAGUAGCUUAGAUCCUCCACCAUGUUGCUUUUGUAUGAAUCGCCUGGAAAUUAACUCAAUGUUAUGUCUAAACCUUCCUUCUUUUUUUUUCUUCUUUUUUUUUUAAGUGUUGUGAUUUUUUUUUUUUACGUGCUCCUUCAUUUCGAUCAUAGGCUUGGUGCUUUGCAGGCUUGGUGUUUGAUAGAUGUUUUUUUUUUCUUUUGUUUUUGUUCUGAACCCUCACCCAGAAAUGUUUCCUAACCCUCCAUAAGUGCUACAUUUACACAAGUCCUGAAGGAGGAUUGAGGCUUCAAACCUGGUUAAUUUAUUUUUUUUCCUUGAGGGACUUAACAAUAACAGAUAAAAAUCAAGUCACUGGAUUUUUGAGGCAUCUAGAUCAACGCGUAUAAAGAUCCUAAUCAGCUCCCCGUGUGUAAAAAAAAAAAUGAGGCAGGAAAGUUCUAUCGGUAAUCUCAAUACAUUUGCAUACAUGGAUCUUCAAAUACUCUGUAAAUAAACUGAGUUGAGUAAGCGGAGGUCCUCCUUGUGUGUGUGUUGUGGAUUUUACUUUGUCUUAAAAAUGAAAAUGUGUCGGACAAGUUUUAAUUGUCAAAUGCACAACAAUAUAGCGUGGCAGGCAUUGCUGGCAAGAAAUGCUUAGGCAUCAGUUCAACCUCAAAAAAGCUAAAGAAUAUGACAUAACGGAUGAACUUGAAGCCAAAAAAUUGUAAAAAUUGGCAAAAAAAAAAAAUUGAAUUAUAAACUUACAGUAUUUACAGUCCUGCAUGAGAAAUUAAAAACUAAAGCUAAAAUAACUAAAAAUAGACUAAAAGUAAGCUAAAAUUCAGUGUAUACAGGCUGGAGAGGAAUAAACUUAAACUAAACUGAAGUCACAUUAAAUCUAAUAUUAACAAUUGACAUGGAAAUGUAACAGUGUUU
Messenger RNA from Lampris incognitus (smalleye Pacific opah), 3937 nucleotides. RefSeq names its product ubiquitin-conjugating enzyme E2Nb (gene ube2nb). The transcript is spliced from 4 exons. Gene Ontology annotation, molecular function: ubiquitin conjugating enzyme activity. Gene Ontology annotation, biological process: protein K63-linked ubiquitination; DNA damage tolerance. The record is from RefSeq and is a predicted model, not a curated record. Lineage: Eukaryota; Metazoa; Chordata; Actinopteri; Lampriformes; Lampridae. Gene Ontology annotation, cellular component: nucleus. Bases 80 to 559 code for a protein of 159 amino acids.